Juglans regia (Persian walnut) is the source of this 1200-nucleotide messenger RNA. RefSeq names its product protein LIKE COV 2-like. Gene Ontology annotation, cellular component: Golgi apparatus. The transcript is spliced from 7 exons. Lineage: Eukaryota; Viridiplantae; Streptophyta; Magnoliopsida; Fagales; Juglandaceae. The record is from RefSeq and is a predicted model, not a curated record. The coding region runs from base 133 to 900 and encodes 255 amino acids.
UCGCAAACCACGUCAGUCUUUUCUCUCAAACUCGCGCGAGGACACGGUGCAGAAACCUCGCGCUCGAAACAAGGUCAAGAACUCCCUCUCAAAGUCGGAAAGAGUCGUUCUGUAACUGAAAAAGUGGAAGAAAUGGCCGAAGAAAAGGAAUCCACGUCCAUUCCUCUGAGUCUAGCUGAAAAUGGUGGCGAGGAUCCAACCAAGUCUCCCCCUAGCUCCCCCAACAACUCCUCCACUCGCAAGGCUUGCUGUUUUGUUCUUCAGAGUUGGGUCUCGAAGAAGUUUAUGACUGGAUGUGUAGUUCUUUUCCCGGUUGCAGUUACAUUUUUUGUUACAUGGUGGUUUAUUCAAUUUGUUGAUGGUUUCUUCAGUCCAGUAUAUGCCCAGCUUGGCAUUGACAUAUUCGGGCUUGGGUUUAUCACAUCUUUACUUUUUGUAUUAUUUGUUGGUGUUUUUGUUUCAUCCUGGAUUGGUAGCACUCUUUUCUCACUCGGAGAAUGGUUCAUAAAGCGAAUGCCUUUCAUCCGACAUUUAUACUCGGCCUCCAAACAAAUUAGUGCUGCAAUUUCUCCAGACCAAAAUACCACAGCUUUUAAAGAGGUAGCAAUUAUUCGUCACCCCCGUGUUGGUGAAUAUGCCUUUGGUUUCAUCACAUCAAGUGUCACCCUUCAGGGAGAUAAUGAAGACGAAGAGUUAUGUAGUGUUUUUGUCCCAACAAACCAUCUCUACAUUGGUGAUAUAUUGCUAGUAAACUCCAAAGAGAUCAUUAGACCAAAUCUUUCUAUCCGAGAAGGCAUAGAGAUAAUUGUUUCUGGGGGUAUGACAAUGCCGCAAACAAUUUCAGCUUUGGAAAUGGUUACUCGGCAGAAUGAUAGAAUCCCUUUGAACAGAAUAGCCUAGUGAGAUCAAAGAAGGGCAUGCCUGGAAACAUUGUAAUUACUCAUAUCCCAGAACUAUAUUCGAGCGUAAGAGUCUUGUUUGAUGAUAGGAAUGCUGAGAUUAUGUGGGUUCAUUCAUAAUUUCAUAUCAGUAGGGUUCAGGAUAAAUCUUUACCAUGUAUGCUUUAUGUUUUUAGUAGCAGAAUUUAUAUAUGGUGGUAAAAAUUAAUUUUUGGUGUCUGGAGGGAAUGGGGUCGGGGCAGCUGCUGCUCAUCUUCUUUGGUAUAUUUGUAUAACAAUGAUUGUAUUGGCUCUUCUGUCA